This is a messenger RNA of Miscanthus lutarioriparius, 774 nucleotides long. The record is from the annotation of a GenBank genome assembly. Lineage: Eukaryota; Viridiplantae; Streptophyta; Magnoliopsida; Poales; Poaceae.
AUGGCGUCGGUGCAGCUGUCUGGGCCGCGGGUGGCGGCGGCUGCGAAACCGGCUGCGCUGGGCGGGAUGCUCCUGACGCCGUCCCUUGCGGUGCCAAGGGGGCGGAGGGCCAGGGGGUUCGUGGUGAGGGCCGCCACGGUCGUGUCACCCAAGUAUACUUCCAUAAAACCAUUGGGAGACAGAGUACUUGUGAAGAUCAAGACCUCUGAGGCUAAAUCUGAUGGAGGGAUUUUACUUCCAGUAUCAGUUCAGACAAGACCACAAGGAGGGGAAGUUGUUGCAGUUGGUGAGGGGAGAAGUUUCGGAAGUAGCAGCAUUGAGAUCAGUGUUCCGGUAGGUGCACAAGUUGUCUACUCGAAAUACGCAGGCACAGAAUUGAAAUUCAAUGACGCCGACCAUCUCAUUUUGAAAGAAGAUGACAUAAUUGGUAUUCUCGACAGUGAUGAUGUGAAGGAUUUGAAACCACUGAAUGAUCGCAUUCUGAUUAAGGUUGCUGAAGUUGAAGAACAAACUGCUGGUGGUUUGCUAUUGAUACAGGCGACUAAGGAGAAGCCUUCUGUUGGAACAGUGGUAGCCGUUGGCCCAGGGCCCGUGGGUGAGGUUGGCAGCAGGAAUCCCCUGCGGAUCACUCCUGGAAGCAACGUGAUGUAUAGCAAGUAUGCGGGGAGUGAGUUCAAGGGCGAGGACGGUGAGUACGUUGUGCUCAGCGCGUCUGACGUGAUGGCCGUUCUUACCUCUGACCCCAAAGCAUACAGCGCCAUUUAUGAAAUGUAG